CAGUUCGAAAUUUCAGGUUGAAUUAUAUAUAUAACAGCAAAUAAUAUAUAGUGCGUGCAUAUGUGGGGGUCGACAGAGAGAGAGAGACAGUUUUGGAAUGAAGAGAGCGACAGCAGUGUCGUGUAUUAUCUCUACGCUAUAGCAUAGCUGUUGUUUUAUUUUUGUACGAAGCGAAAUGUAAAUACAGAACAUAACCUUCAACAUAUUAAAAUGAUUAAAUGAUUUUACUUUUCGUAGUAAAUUUUCUACCGCUGCUUUAUUUUCAUAGACACUUUAGACAUGCUGCAUUGCUUUCUUGAUCAUGUUGCUAUUAUUUUCGCUGAUUUAACUUGGUUCAACGUGUUCAGUACUCUUAUUUGUUUUUCCGCUGUUAUUGCUACGAUCUGGGCAGGUCGAAUCAAUCGUGAAGAAAACAAAGAGCCCGAAGAUGAGGAAAACUUUCUCAAAUUUGGAUAUCAAGCCAGAUUCAAAUUAGCUAAGCAAAAGUUAAUCGAAAAAGAUCUCACUCCACAGCAACGAAACAAAGAAAAAGAAUCUGAAUCAGAAACGCUCAAUGCUGUGCUCAAAUUAAUACAAGAGCGUAAUGAUAUUUUCUCAUCUCCGACAAUGGAUGAUCUUAAAGAACAAUUAAGUUUAUACAGAGCAGAGUGAACCAUGGCUCGGAUACUUUCAAUUAAAGUUUAAUCGAAUGAAAUUAAUGACCUAAUAAUGUAUGAUUCAGCACGAAUUAUCUUGCAUCGAAUUCUCCUUCUCCCGCAACAAAGAGUAAUUCAGAAUAACAUUUUUCUCUUUUUAAUAAAGAAAUCAAUUGAACUUGAAACUGCUCUAACAGCACGUCGCUCAGUUGCAUACUCACAAAGAAAAAGAAUUGAUAAUUUUUAGGAAAUUCCAAGAAAAUCUGUGAAUUUCCACUAUUUCUCUGAAAUUUUUUAUCUUAUGUUUUUCAAUUACGUUAACUAAACCAUUUCUUGACGUCACGUCAGACCCAGUCAAAAUCGUUUUUGAUUAUGAGUUUUGAAUUAUAUAUUAUACAGGAACAAUAAUACUCUGUUUUAAAAGGAAUAAAAGUUUGGGGUGAACCUUUGAUUUUCUUAAAGAUAUUUCUGAAUAUCAAAUCGAAUAGUAAUGGAUUACAAAAACAUGACAAACUUGCUUCAUAUCAAAUGUUUAAUCAAGUGUGAAUUUAAAAAAAAACCAUAAAAUGCCUGAAUAAAAAUAUAUUGUAAAAAAUA
Molecule: messenger RNA, 1232 nt
Organism: Venturia canescens
Lineage: Eukaryota; Metazoa; Arthropoda; Insecta; Hymenoptera; Ichneumonidae
Exons: 3
Coding region: 280-651 (123 amino acids)
Source: RefSeq, a predicted model, not a curated record